AUGGCACUGAUGCGUCUGCCAAAUGAGCUUCUUGAGAAAAUCAUCCUACACUCCAUUCCUGAUGCGUUCGAGGGUCUGGCAUUGACUUGUAAACUUCUGUACGAGCUCUGCACCCCGUUCAUCGCGCACCACAAUGAGAUCCGCUUCUAUUAUCAGCGUUUCAAAUAUUUUAAAAUGAAAGGGCUAUGGCAGAGCCACCUUUACUACAUACGCGAGCCUUACGCGUGCUGCUCUGCAUACAAUCUGCUCGCACGCAUUGGUGCUGAGCCACGUAUCGCUCGCUACAUGCGAGAGGCAGACUGCAAUCUCGACAGCCAAAGAGCACCGCGGAUGGAUUUUACUUGGUAUGAGAACGACCACCGGCCUGAAGCUGUGGCUCAGUUGAUGGCCAGCUCCCUCUACCUGAAAGAAGCAGGGCUCGAUUGGAAGGAAUAUUAUGCCGCCAUGGAAAAGGAAUUCGACGAAUUCGACGCCUCGAUCUACUCGCAACACGCCGCGGCGUUUCUUCUGACGCUCCUGCCCAAUGUCAAGCGCCUCAAGCUUCCUGCAUCCUGGCAGCCCGUUGCCAGAACUGAUAAGCUCGUCGAGACCAUCAUCCGAAGAGCUAGACAGGCUCAUCUACUUCGCAAUGCACCCAGCAUCGCCGGAGUCACCAGACUAGAGGCCGAGGGCAGAUACGAACCCACAGGCCGAUUCUCCCUCGAUUUGCUGGCUCCGUUUCUGGUUCUGCCGCAUCUCCGGUCGUUCUACAGCCCCCGCGGUGUAUGCAUGGCCGACGGUGACGAACGCCUGGUGUCCAGAUACAUGCGUGAUGGUUUGAAAUCCACCCUCGAAACAGUUCAUUUUUGGCGGGCCAAUAUCAGCAGCAGGGCCAUUGGCGAGCUUCUAAAGCACACACCACACCUCAAGACAUUAUGCUACUCGCGCUGGACGAGGGCCACCGAUGAACCGCAAGACUGGGAUCUUUGCCAAUUUAUCAGGACAAUUCAACAGACAGUGGGGUCACACCUCGUAGAGCUAUGCGUCAAUUACCGUCCGUUCCAGGGCUCAAUUCUGCCAGGCAAGGUGUCCAUGCGUGGCUUUCCGCAGCUGCGGCAGCUAGAGCUUCCUCUGGCAGUCGCAACGUGCAACCAGCUGGCUGCUGCUGGAGAGGAACACGGAGAAGGCUAUGUCGAGUCGCUACUUGGAGAUAUUGUGCCUGCAUCUGUGUCUUGUCUUUCGUUGGAAGGCUGCGAAACGGAUGAUGAGCAACCGGCGCUCGAUUCUCUAUUCCGGAACUUCGCCGCGAGGAAGGAGGCUGAGGUGCCGGCACUCCGAGAGGUUUACAUAGUUGAACCGUACAGGAAGCAGUCGGCAUACGGUAGACAGUAUGCCAAAAUCGCCGCCGAGGUUGAAAAGUCAGGCGUGACUUUUUCUUAUUUCCGGAUCAAUAAUCAAUGGGGAGGAGAUAGGGAAGAGGAGUGA
Messenger RNA from Aspergillus clavatus NRRL 1, 1464 nucleotides. RefSeq names its product F-box domain protein. The record is from RefSeq and is a predicted model, not a curated record. The coding region runs from base 1 to 1464 and encodes 487 amino acids. NCBI's taxonomy places the organism in Eukaryota, Fungi, Ascomycota, Eurotiomycetes, Eurotiales, Aspergillaceae. The transcript has a single exon.